Messenger RNA from Melanaphis sacchari, 3572 nucleotides. It is a transcript of the gene CngA, whose product is annotated as cyclic nucleotide-gated cation channel subunit A. Gene Ontology annotation, molecular function: protein-containing complex binding; intracellularly cGMP-activated cation channel activity; cGMP binding. NCBI's taxonomy places the organism in Eukaryota, Metazoa, Arthropoda, Insecta, Hemiptera, Aphididae. The record is from RefSeq and is a predicted model, not a curated record. The coding region runs from base 841 to 3228 and encodes 795 amino acids. Gene Ontology annotation, biological process: monoatomic cation transmembrane transport. The transcript is spliced from 13 exons. Gene Ontology annotation, cellular component: plasma membrane; intracellular cyclic nucleotide activated cation channel complex.
ACGAGACAAGAACGCACAAGUGCCGCGCUCUUGUGUCGUACAUUAGCGUGAUACUAUCACGUCAAUGCGCCGACGCCUACUAAAUACUAACCAGAUGGCAUAUAUCCCGCCGCCGUCAUUGCAACCCGCCUUUUACUCAUUUUUAUAUCGACUACAUCUCAUCUCAACAAAUAAUCACAUACAUCGCUGUUUAAUAUAAACACCCCAAAAAAUUAAUAAAAUAAUUCCCCGAUAACUAUGGCCCUAGAAAUUAAUGCAAAAUUCAAGAAACUUAAAUUUCAUUACAUCUGUCAAACAACUCGAAGAAAUCAUAUAAACCCGUCGGCGCUGUCAGCAAACACGCUUCCCGCCUCCGGCCUUUUUCUUAUCCCGUAACUGGUUGAUCACUCACCGGAAGGUAUAUACGACCUUCAUACGGUGACGUCACAUCAACUAUAUAGUUACCAUAGCAAUUUAACCACGAAGAGCUGCAGUGCCCACUUAAGGUUUACUUUAAGUCGGGACCAACACUCAGUUGUACGGGGUAUAAUUAUAUAUCUUAAUAUAUAUUUUACAAUAUAAUAUUGUGAAAUACAAAUAUAUUAAAAUAUAUAAUAUUUUGUAUGAACCCAAACUUCCCAGUUAUAUAUUACGAAGAAUAACUAUCAAGAGACAACAGUGAAGAUUAUUCCAGACACAGAAACAGAACUACGGUACGAUCCAGAUCAAGACGGUAAACAAAGGACAACGUUGUACAAUCUCCCUCCCGUGUUUGGGCGGUGUCCACCACGAACUCGCGGCGGCGUCAUGGCGGACACGAUUUGAGCAGUUGCGGAUGCGGCGCGUACACGGCCGCGGCCGAUGUGGAUCCCGAUGAUGGCUGCGGCCGCACAACAGGACAGGGUCGUACUGUCACCGCGCCGGUUGCAGCAGCACCAGCAGCAGCAGCAGCACACGCCGUCGCCGGAUCGCGACCGAAAUGGCCGGCGCACAUACCUUCACAUGGUGCCCAUGCUGCCGCCUCCUCCUCCGGUCGUUCCUGCGAUCAAUGACGGUCAAGACACAAUUAUUCUGGACCGCUUACAAGAUACUUCGUUCCAAUAUACAUCUGCUUCACCAUCAGUCAUUUCAGGAAAUGCAUUCACUACCCCGUCAAAAAUCUCCAACUCAAUCAACAAAUUGAAUUUAACACAGUCACACUCGAAUAAAUGGGGCAGCUCAAGAAAGGUGCACGAAAGAUCUACUGGACCGGACUGGUUCGAAACAAAAAUGGCGAACGCAAAAAUGGAGAAAAAAAGAUCAUCAAAGUGUUUUUGGAGCUCGUCAUUCGUAGUGGAUCCAACCACACAUUUUCACUAUAAGUGGCUUAUGUUAGUAACUGUCACAAUUCUCUACAACUUGGUAUUUGUAAUCGGCAGAGGCGUAUUCUGGGAGCUGAACAACGCGAUGCCGACCAUUUGGUGGAUAUUAGACUAUGCUUCUGAUGGGAUCUACGUAGUCGACACACUUGUACAUGCGCACGAAGGUUUCCUGGACCAAGGUCUCAUGGUCCGCAAUUCUCAUAAGCUACGGGAAAACUACUUCAGUACAUCCAAAUGGAAAUCAGACUUUCUGAGUCUGCUUCCCACCGACUUGGCGUACUUAUGGUGGCCGUCAGGCAGCUGUUCGGCAUACGUCUUGCCCUGUCCUGUAAUCGUCCGUGCCAAUCGACUGCUCCGAGUACCCAGGAUGCUAGAGUUCUUUGACCGCACGGAAACCAAAACUGGAUACCCAAACGUGUUCCGAAUUUGCAAGGUGGUGUUCGCCAUACUUAUACUCAUACACUGGAAUUCAUGUUUAUACUUUGCUAUAAGCUAUGUUAUCGGAUUUGGGUCGGAUAACUGGGUGUACAAUUUGCAAGGUACUAGGAAUUCAUCACUUUCUAGACAGUACAUUUACUGUUUUUAUUGGUCGACGCUCACGCUCACAACUAUAGGUGAGACACCGCAGCCGGAAAACGAACUGGAACACGUAUUCGUGGUGGCCGAUUUCCUCGCCGGUGUACUCAUUUUUGCCACGAUCGUGGGAAAUAUCGGCAGUAUGAUCAGCAACAUGAAUGUGGCUAGGGUAGAGUUCCAAAACCGCAUGGACGGUGUCAAACAGUACAUGGCUUUCCGACGAGUUUCCAAGGAGUUAGAAGCAAGAGUUAUCAGAUGGUUUGCCUAUACCUGGGCUAACAAACAGGCUCUUGAUGAAGAACGUGUAUUGGCAGCUUUACCAGAUAAACUAAAAGCUGAAAUAGCUAUACACGUACAUCUCGACACAUUAAAGAAGGUCGAGAUAUUUCAGGACUGCGAACCUGGUCUGUUAGAAGAACUUGUGCUCAAGCUCAGACUCCAAGUGUUCAGCCCUGGAGAUUACAUAUGCCGUAAAGGAGAUGUGGGCAAAGAAAUGUAUAUAGUAAAGAGAGGCAUUCUUAGUGUCGUUGCCGAUGACCAAAAAACUGAAAUCGCCACUUUAAGCGCUGGAAGCGUUUUUGGAGAGGUAAGCGUACUAGAAAUAGCUGGAAACAAAACAGGCAAUCGUCGCACAGCCAACGUCCGGAGUUUAGGGUACUCUGAUCUAUUUUGUCUAUCCAAAAGAGAUCUCUGGGAAACACUGAGAGAUUAUCCCGAAGCUAGACACAGCUUAAUGCAACGUGGUUGUCAACUUCUGCGAAAGGAUAGGCUAUUAGACGAGGACGCGUUCCUACAAGCUCAAACGCAGAAUGAAACCAUUAACGAAGCCGUGUCUAGAUUAGACUGUAACCAUUUCGUGUCCCCAAACCGAGGCGUGGAAGGAUAUAUUAGAUUAGCCAACAGCAGGGACGACUUCGGACAGCCAACUGCGCAACAGUCUAACCGCAAGAAGUUGAAGCAAAGGUCAAAAUUCUCGGCGGUCGUUAUCAAACCUAACAGGAAACAAUUCACGCAAGUUUAUACAACUAUGAAAGAUGUAACUACUCGGUUGUCAAAUCUUGUGACCGAAUAUUACAACCAAAACGUCAAGCUCAAUGAAAAAAUUACCGAAUUGGAGGAACAAAUACGAGUUGUCAAAUAUCAUUCAAUAACUGAUUCAAAAUACGGGGAUCAACAGGGUUCGAAUGUUGAAAAUGACUCAACUUCAUCAUCUAACCAAUCAACGGUAUUUGGAACUUAUGCCACAAGAAGAUCGUUUAACGUUCCCAAGAAUUCUUGGGCUCGAAGACGUCGUAAACUUAAGUCUACCUGAUGUUUAACGGAUAGGCUAUCUCAUUUACAGGAUCCAUAUGCCUCGGCUUAAUAUAAACCACGGUGAUUAGUGUAUAUAUUCUUAAUAUUAGAUAGUUCAAAAAAUCAACUGUCAAAAUUAAAGUGAAUUCUAUACACAUGGUUUAUAUUACAUGGAUCAGUGUAGGCAAAUAUUUUUAGGAUAGUCUACUGAAAUGUACAUAUACAAAUAUCUUGUAUAAAACAAAAAGUGUACUCCACAACACAUCAAUUUUUUAUUAUAAUUUACGUAUAAACGAUUUCUUUUUUUGGAAGAAUCAAAAUACUUCAAAACUAUCUAGUUCCAUGAUAUUAUCCUAAGCUAAA